GAAGGAAAUUAUGUCUGAAACCAAGCUACAGGGCAAGAUGAAGGCAGAUGGAGGGAGCAGCGAGCUACUGACCACCCAGGAGCUGCUGCAGAGACUCCGGGAGCUGGAGACGGAGAAUUCAGUUUUGGCACAAGCCAAUGAGAACCAGCGGGAGACCUAUGAACGUUGCUUGGAUGAGGUAGCCAAUCACGUGGUGCAGGCGUUGUUAAACCAAAAGGACCUUCGUGAGGAGUGCAUCAAGCUAAAAAAGCGGGUCUUUGACCUUGAGCGGCAAAAUCAGGCAUUGAGUGAUCUCUUCCACCAGAAGCUGACAUCUGGCUCACUGUCCCAGCUACCCCCCCAUCCUGCUCCCUUGCUCUCUGAUCUAGUGUCCAGUUCCCAGCCAGACAUGGUAGAGAAACUCCAGGCCUCCCUUCCCCUGGGAUGCUGCAUUUUGCAGAGAGAGGCCACCUCUGAGGAGCAGUGUGUUGGCACCCCAGGGCCCAACUCCCAGGCUUUGGAGGCUCUGUCCCCCUUCCUGCGAAAGAAGGCCCAGAUCCUGGAGGUGCUUCGCUCACUGGAAGAGAUGGACCCCCUGCUUUCCUUUCCUGUGCCAUGGAAAGACCCUAGGCAGUCUGUUUCCCCAGAAGGUGUGACAGCUGAAGCCUGGCCAAGCCUGCUGCUGGGACAGGGAGAGAGUGUGCCUGGGCAGCCUCCAUCCAAAGGAGAGGGCAGCUCCUCCUCCUCGUCAGACGAGGCCGGUGAAUCGGAUCCGCCAGAGAAAGGGUGCUCUGGGCAGCUGCUGCUGAGCACUCUAGCUGAGCACAAGUUGGACUUGGGGCACGUGGAGACUUACCUGCAACAUGUGCUUCGAGAGGCUGGAGAGAACGCCCUGCUCAAUGGGGAACCCAACGGGCCCUCCUUGACGGAAACCUCUGGGGGCCAGGUCAGUAGCUACAAACAUAUCCAGGCUGUCAGCUGCCUGGAAGCCUUCGGGCCCCCUUCUGCUUGCAGGGAGCCAGCCUGCCUUGGUGUUGUAGCACCAAGCGAGGGCAAGGCCAAGCCUUGGCAAGGCACUCCCAUCCCCUCACCCUCCAAGGUGCUCAGAUUGCUGAAAAUGCCGCCACCGAGUCCUGCUGCCCUGCGUCUCAGCCCCCAGCUUACUCGCAGUUCCAAAAUCCCCUGUCGGAGCAAUACGUACGAGGUGUACCACUCUCCUGCACCCAGCUGUAAGGGUUCCCCUGAUAGUCCCUUUCCCACUGAUCCUGGUUUCGCUGCAGGGCAUCCCUCCCCCAAGGCUGGUCGGCACCUUGAUCCUGUGCCAUCCAAAGUCACACCAACCUCCCCAGAACCUUUUGGCUACAACAAGCCCCAUGAGUAUGAGAACAUAUUAGAGCUGUCCCUCAGCAGCGCUGCGGGCUCUCAUUCUCACUCACUACGAGAUGCCAAGCUCCUGUCUGAAGCACAUCUGCCCACCUGCCGCUCAGCACCUGUCCGGACAGGGCUCCCCAGUGAUGGUUCGUUGGAGCCCAGCCUGUUUGCUGAUGGACAGGAGAAGGUGGGGACAGAGGGCCAAGACUCUCCCCCUCUUGCUCGCCAGAACACAGACGGCCCUAAGAAGGUUGCAAAUGGCCCAAGCAAGCGGGUGCCUGAGGUGGCCGGCAUGCCCUUCAAGGAACGACUCACUGUGCUGGGGAGGCUGAAGGGCCCUGAGGGAAAGGAGAAGGGGAGGGCCCAAGCCCGGCCCUGUGAGCCUUCAGAGGGCUUUGCUGAGGCACACCCCAGGCUGGGCACUGGGAGCAGCAGCAGCCUUAAGCACCAUGAGCCUUGCCAUGGGGCGGAACUGGCCCCUCGGGGUUACUCUUCUCACUCUGUGGGCUCCCGUGGGAGUGACCCCGAGCACCACGGCUCCAAGAACCGCCAGCUGGGGAUGCCAGCUACCAGGAACUCUGCCAAGGCCCUGCCCCACCCAGGAAAGAAUGCCAAGAGCCCUCAUGGAAGUCCGACUAAGCUACCUUCCAAAUCUCCUACCAAGGCCCCAGUGCAGGAGCCCAAGCCGUGCCUGCCUCCCACCAAACCCCCCACCACCAGUGUGGGGCGCAAGAACCCCCCUUGCCCAGACCCUGCCAAGGGCAAGCCUGGACUUCCAGCCAGCAUUGAAGAAAAGGUGAUGAAGGGCAUUGAAGAAAAUGUUCUGCGGCGGCACAAAGGGGGACUGGUGGCCGGCGAGGCAAAGCAGAAGAACUCAAGCGGCCUUGCCAGCUGGUUUGGCCUGCGGAAGAGCAAACUGCCCGCCCUCAGCCGGAGGCCAGAGCCCCCCAAAGCCAAGGAGGGCAAGCUGGUCUCUCGCAGGCUGGAAGCGGAGAGCCUGAACAUUUCCAAGCUUAUGGAGAAGGCGGAGGACCUGCGCAAGGCCCUGGAAGAGGAGAAGGCCUAUAUCAAUGGGCUGGCCUUGGACAAGCCACGUCCCCAUACCUGUGAAUCUGGCCACAGCCGGCUCACCCUCAUGUACCAGGAGGUGACUGCGGAGAACUUCAUGCAGCAGCUGCUCAAUAGGGUGGAUGGGAAAGAGGCACCAUUCGAGGGUCAUCUGGAGCAGAAGAAUGAGCUGCAGGGCCUGCAGAGGGGCUUGCAUGAUGCCAAAGACCCGCGGCUUGUCCGACCUCCACGCAAUGGCAUCAUUGGGCACCUCCAUGCCUGUCCAGAGGCCCCUCCAAAGCUUCAGGAGGCAACUUUGCAGGAAGAGAUGCCGUCUGAUGACAGCUUAGCCGAAUCAGUGACCUCCCAGCACUUUGCAGUGUGUAGCUCCUUGACACGGACCCUGGACAGCGGCAUCGGCACCUUCCCGCCACCAGAUUACUGCAGCGGGAUGCCCUGUAAGAGUGUACCUAAGUUAAGACCCCGGCUCAGCCCUCAGCCAGCUGGCCCUUUCCCAGUUAGGGCCCCCCCGCCUGUCACCAAGGUGCCCCGCAAAGCCCGGACUCUGGAGAGGGAAGUGCCCAGUGCAGAGGAUCUGCUGGGGCCCAGCAAGCACCAAAGCAUGCCAGCUUUUCACGGGGCCUUAACCAGCGCUGAGCCCUCCCCUGGGCAUCGUGAUCGCAGGGUCUGCCCAGAAGAUCUCUGCAGUGCUCCUAGCAAGCCGCAGCACACUCAGCAGAGCAAGAACUGGACUUUCCCCAAUGCCAAAUCAUCUGCUGGAACGGAUCCCUUUCUUGGCUCCCCUCGCAGGAUGGAGGGACUUCAUGACUCUGUAGUGAGUUCAGCUUGCAGUGUUGUCGAGAGGAGACGCACCUCAUCAGAUGGGCCUCAGGCCUCACCGGCCUUCAGCACCAGCAGCAGCCGCACUCCCAGCGCUUCUGACGUGGGUGAAGAGGGCAGCACAGAAGCCCAUUCCAGGGAUAUGGGUCCAGAAGGCCAGCCGGGCCUGGAGAACUCUGAAUCUCUCAGUGACUCUCUUUAUGACAGCUUGUCCUCAUGUGGCAGCCAGGGCUGAGCAUGACUGGGAAUGGGGCCGAGUUUGGGGCAUUGGCUGAUGGUGCCACGUGUUCCUGCCUGGUGCUUCAAAAGGCCCUGCUCUGUUUCUGGGAUCCUGCUUGAGUCUCCCAAACCAAAUCUUGGCCCUGCACCAGAAUAUGAUGCGUCUUCCACACCCAGCACUCCUGUCUGUCCCAAAACAGGGAACUUUAUUAACCAGGGCACCUGGAGACUUUGAUGAGAGAA
This is a messenger RNA of Euleptes europaea (tarantolino), 3699 nucleotides long. RefSeq names its product NCK associated protein 5 like (gene NCKAP5L). Gene Ontology annotation, biological process: microtubule depolymerization; microtubule bundle formation. The record is from RefSeq and is a predicted model, not a curated record. The transcript is spliced from 11 exons. The coding region runs from base 11 to 3472 and encodes 1153 amino acids. NCBI's taxonomy places the organism in Eukaryota, Metazoa, Chordata, Lepidosauria, Squamata, Sphaerodactylidae. Gene Ontology annotation, cellular component: microtubule plus-end.